Silurus meridionalis is the source of this 1230-nucleotide messenger RNA. It is a transcript of the gene hus1, whose product is annotated as HUS1 checkpoint clamp component. NCBI's taxonomy places the organism in Eukaryota, Metazoa, Chordata, Actinopteri, Siluriformes, Siluridae. The transcript has 8 exons. Bases 99 to 944 code for a protein of 281 amino acids. The record is from RefSeq and is a predicted model, not a curated record. Gene Ontology annotation, cellular component: checkpoint clamp complex; nucleolus; site of double-strand break. Gene Ontology annotation, biological process: meiotic DNA integrity checkpoint signaling; telomere maintenance; nucleotide-excision repair.
GUGCAUCGUCGCGCGCGUUGAUAUGUGUAUUAUACAUUGACUAUUGAUAUUAAUUAGUUUAUUUAAAGUAAUUUAAAAGCAAAUCACCCGAAGUGACAAUGAAGUUCAGAGCAAAGAUAAAUGACGUUGGAUGUCUCAAUCAUUUCACACGUGUGGUGAAUACUAUUACAAAACUUACAAAGACUUGUGUUGUACGUCUUACUGUCGACAACAUUUUCUUCAUCCUUUCUGGGAAAGUUGCCAAUGGAGGAGUCAGUAUGUGGUGUGAGUUACUGCAGGUUAAUUUUUUUGAUGAAUAUCAACUGGAGGGUGUGUCAGAAGACGCUAAUGAAAUAUGUUUAGAAGUAAAUCCAGAGAAUUUAUCCAGAGCUUUAAAAACUGCACAGAAUGCCAAGUCUGUCAAAAUAAAACUGACAAAGAAGCACUGUCCAUGCCUCACCCUCGCUGCAGAACUGCCUUCCCUCUCUUCCAUUAGUCGCAUUGUCACCCAUGAUAUCCCAGUGGAUGUCAUUCCCAGAAGGCUUUGGCAUGAUUUUAAAGAGCCCAGUAUGCCAGAUUUUGAUGUUAGCAUAUAUUUACCCCCUUUAAAGACUAUGAAGAGUGUGGUAGACAGAAUGAAGAACCUCUCCAACUAUUUGGUAGUAGAGGCUAACCUCAGUGGUGAAAUGAAUCUGAAGAUUGAAACCGAUCUUGUGUCUGUGACAACACACUUUAAAGAUCUUGGCAAUCCUCCAUGGGGUGCCUCACAGUCUCAAAGUCAGAGCCGAGAUGUCGAGGCCAUGGCACACGCACGAGUGGAUAUUCGGAAACUUCAACAAUUCCUUAUGGGGCAGCAGGUCAACCCAACCAAGUCCAUGUGCAAUAUUGUUGACAAGAGGAUUAUUCAUUUGAUUCUUCUUCAGGAAGAUGUUUCUCUUCAGUACUUCAUCCCAGCUGUGGUUUAGUGGUAUUUUUUUAUUCAGAUUUAUUUUUCAUACUAGUAGGAUAUACAUUACUGAUAAAAGCCUGUAUUUAAUGAACACAAUCUGUUAAAUGUUUCUCUGCAAGACAGGGUUUUGCAACAAGUACAGACGACUUGUGAAUGAUUUCUAGGUGAAAUUGAUAAGGUUUUUUUUACAUCUGCUGUAUUGCUCCACACUAAACAGUUUAAAAAUGUACUUUAUGCAACAUUUUGUAUAGUAUUUGAUGAAAGUGUUUAUUUUGCAAUAGAAUAAAGAUCAAUAAAGAACA